Molecule: messenger RNA, 1368 nt
Organism: Dovyalis caffra
Lineage: Eukaryota; Viridiplantae; Streptophyta; Magnoliopsida; Malpighiales; Salicaceae
Source: the annotation of a GenBank genome assembly
AUGGAUGGGCUGAAGUCCCGUGCUCAUGUAAUCGUCAUCGGUGCUACAAACAGACCUAAUAGUAUUAUUGAUCCUGCUUUAAGAAGGUUUGGGAGGUUUGACAGGGAAAUAGACAUUGGGGUUCCUGAUGAAGUUGGACGGCUUGAGGUUCUUCAAAUUCAAACAAAGAAAAUGAAACUCACUGAAGAUGUGGACUUGGAAAAAGUAGCGAGGGAAACUCAUGGGUUUGUUGGGGCAGAUCUUGCAGCUCUCUGUACUGAAGCAGCCCUCCAAUGUAUUAGAGAAAAGAUGGAUAUAAUAGAUCUGGAAGAUGAUACUAUUGAUGCUGAGAUUCUCAAUUCUAUGGAUGCUACGAAUGGUCACUUCAAAAAUGUUCUAGGAACCAGCAGCCCUUCUGCUCUACGCGAAACAAUUGUUGAAGUACCUAAUGUCAGCUGGAAUCAUGUUGGUGGGCUAGAGACCGUUAAGAGGGAACUUCAAGAGACAGUUCAGUGUCCAGUGGAGCACCCUGCGAAAUUUGAAAAGUUUGGUAUGUCUCCUUCAAGAGGGGUGCUUUUCUAUGGGCCUCCUGGUCGUGGAAAAACUUUGCUAGCUAAAGCAAUCGCGAAUGAAUGUCAAGCUAAUUUCAUUAGCAUCAAGGGUCCUGAGCUUCUAACAAUGUGGUUUGGAGAGAGUGAGGCCAAUGUUAGAGAUGCUUUCGACAAGGCACCCCAAUCUGCACCUUGUGUCCUCUUCUUUGAUGAACUUGAUUCUAUUGCUGUUCGUAGAGGAAGUAGCACUGGAGACUCUGGUGGUGCUGACAGAGUUUUGAACCAACUUUUGACAGAAAUGGAUGGUUUGUCUGCAAAGAAAACAAUCUUUAUAAUUAGAGCAACCAAUAGGCCGGAUAUAAUAGACCCUGCACUUUUGAGACCUGGUCGCCUCGAUCAGCUAAUAUACAUUCCUCUGCCUGAUGAGAGUUCAAGACAUGUUGAUCUGGCUGCUCUUGCAAAGCUUACAGAAGGCUUUAGUGGGGCUGAUAUAACAGAAAUAUGCCAAAGGGCUUGCAAAUAUGCAAUAAGAGAAGAGAUAGAGAAAGACAUCCAGAGGGAAAGAACGAAAAGUCCUGAAGUAAUGGACGAAGAUGCAGUCGAUGAAGUGGCUGAAAUCAAGGUUACACAUUUUGAGGAGGCAAUGAAGUAUGAUAGGAAGAGUGUUAGUUAUUCUGAUAUUCUCAAGUACAAGGCAUUUUCUCAAAACUUGCAGCAAUCAAGAGGAUUUGGUUCUGAUUUCAAAUUUUCCCAGUCAGCUGCAGGAGCACCUAAUGACUUGAAUCCAUUUACAUCUUCAGGUAGCAGGGACAAUGAUGAUGUUGACCUCUAUGAUUAA